Molecule: messenger RNA, 1101 nt
Organism: Talaromyces stipitatus ATCC 10500
Lineage: Eukaryota; Fungi; Ascomycota; Eurotiomycetes; Eurotiales; Trichocomaceae
Product: zinc binding dehydrogenase, putative
Exons: 4
Coding region: 1-1101 (366 amino acids)
Molecular function (GO): oxidoreductase activity, acting on NAD(P)H
Source: RefSeq, a predicted model, not a curated record
AUGGCACCAAUCCUGGAUAAUGAAGCUGCAUGGCUUGAGUCCCUUGGACAUCCUCUAAAAGUUGGCCCUGGACCACAACCGGACCCUGCAGAUGAUGAAGUUGUGAUCAUAGUUGCAUACGCCGCCGUUAAUCCACUUGACUGGAAGGCGAGUGCCCUAGUUUUUUCACCAUCUGCUUUCCUUCUCACCCACCUUAUCCCGCCUUCUCCGGGCUUGAUCGGUUCUCUACAAGACGGUGCGCAUCCUGUUGACACGCCUCAUAUUCUGGGUGCCGACGUUUCCGGAACGGUGGUUCAACUCGGACGCAAAGUAACUCGAUUCCAAAUAGGGCAGAGAGUGAUUGGUUUUUGCGACGGUCUAAUCAUAAACAAUAAAGCAAAGACCGGAUACCAACGAUACAGUACAUUGUCCGAAAUCAUGAUAACGGCCAUACCGGACUCCUUACCUCUAGCAAAUGCUGUCGUGUUGCCUCUGUCAAUAUCCACAGCAGCCAUGGGUCUCUUCGUUAAAUUAGGACUUCCACUUCCAUCAUUCAACCCAGAACCUACUGGGAAAUCCAUCCUGAUCUGGGGUGGGAGCUCAUCAAUGGGCUGUACGGCUAUCCAAUUCGCCGUCGCUGCCGGUUACGAGGUCAUCACAACCGCGAGCCCUGCCAAUUUCGACCUUGUUAAGAGUCUUGGUGCCGCCCACGUCUUCAACCAUAAAGAUUCCGACAUUGUCGAGAAGGUUGCAAAAGUCCUGACCCCCCGCGUCUCGAAUGCCUUUGACUGCAUUGCCAGUGCAGAAACACAGAAAGUGACCAGUGAAAUCCUCAGCAAAAUCGGAGGAGGGAAACUCGCUCUUCUGAACCCGCUAGAAUGUCCAUUCCCGGAUAAUGUCGAGCCGAUUUCUGUCUUUGCCUACGAGCCCGGUCUGAUGGACUCAUAUAUAGGUGAAUUCAUAUGGCAGACAUAUGUUCCUGAAGGGUUGGCAAAUGGCAAGCUUAAAGCGAAGCCAGAACCAAUGGUCAUUGAAGGGGGACUCGCAAAAGUUCAAGAGGGAAUUGACUUACUCAGAAAGGGGGUGUCGGGCAAAAAGAUUGUCAUUGAGAUUCAGAAAUGA